Molecule: messenger RNA, 1767 nt
Organism: Arabis nemorensis
Lineage: Eukaryota; Viridiplantae; Streptophyta; Magnoliopsida; Brassicales; Brassicaceae
Source: the annotation of a GenBank genome assembly
AUGGCCAUGGUAGAGGAACCCUUGUAUCCCAUUGCAGUGCUCAUAGAUGAGCUUAAGAAUGAUGAUAUUCAGCUACGGUUGAACUCGAUCCGUCGCCUAUCUACAAUAGCUCGUGCCCUUGGAGAGGAACGCACAAGGAAGGAAUUAAUCCCUUUUCUGAGCGAAAACAGUGACGAUGACGAUGAGGUUCUCCUUGCAAUGGCUGAGGAAUUGGGUGUUUUUAUUCCAUAUGUCGGAGGAAUUGAGCAUGCCCAUGUUCUUCUCCCUCCUCUGGAAUCUCUCUGCGCUGUUGAAGAGACCUGUGUCAGAGAAAAAGCUGUAGACUCGCUUUGCAAGAUUGGAUCUCAAAUGAGAGAAAAUGACCUUGUCGACUCCUUUGUUCCUCUUCUCAAGAGACUCGCAGCUGGUGAAUGGUUUGCAGCAAGAGUUUCGGCAUGUGGUCUAUUUCAUGUUGCCUACCAAGGUUGCACUGAUGUGCUGAAGACAGAGUUACGUGCUACCUAUAGCCUGUUGUGUCAAGAUGAUAUGCCAAUGGUGCGAAGAGCUGCUGCAUCUAACCUAGGGAAAUUUGCUACCACGGUGGAGUCAAGCUAUUUGAACACUGAGAUCAUGACUAUGUUCGAUGAUCUUACUAAAGAUGACCAAGAUUCUGUUAGACUUUUGGCUGUCGAAGGCUGUGCAGCUCUUGGGAAGUUGUUGGAACCUCAGGAUUGUGUUGCACGCAUUUUACCUGUUAUUGUUAAUUUCUCGCAGGAUAAAUCUUGGAGGGUGCGCUACAUGGUUGCUAAUCAGCUAUAUGAACUUUGUGAGGCAGUCGGUCCUGAUAGCACAAGGACGGAUUUGGUUCCAGCAUAUGUUAGAUUGCUACGGGACAAUGAGGCUGAAGUGCGAAUAGCAGCAGCGGGAAAAGUGACUAAGUUCUGUCGGCUUUUGAAUCCAGAGCUUGCAAUUCAGCACAUCCUUCCUUGCGUGAAGGAAUUAUCAUCCGAUUCUUCUCAACAUGUCCGCUCUGCUUUAGCUUCAGUAAUAAUGGGAAUGGCUCCUAUUCUUGGGAAGGACUCAACCAUUGAGCAUCUACUACCAAUUUUUCUUUCCCUUUUGAAAGACGAAUUUCCUGAUGUACGCCUCAACAUCAUAAGCAAGCUAGAUCAAGUCAACCAGGUCAUUGGAAUUGAUCUACUAUCACAAUCCUUGUUGCCGGCGAUUGUAGAGCUUGCUGAGGAUCGGCACUGGAGAGUCCGGCUUGCGAUAAUAGAGUACGUUCCUCUGUUGGCCAGCCAGUUAGGCAUAGGGUUUUUCGAUGAUAAGCUCGGAGCCCUUUGCAUGCAGUGGCUGCAAGACAAGGUCUACUCUAUCCGUGAAGCUGCAGCAAACAAUCUAAAGCGCCUCGCAGAGGAGUUUGGUCCUGAAUGGGCAAUGCAGCACUUAGUUCCCCAGGUAUUGGACAUGGUCAACAAUCCGCACUACCUACAUAGGAUGAUGGUUCUGCGUGCAAUAUCUCUCAUGGCUCCUGUAAUGGGGUCGGAAAUCACAUGCUCCAAGUUUCUUCCUGUGGUGGUUGAAGCAUCAAAAGACAGAGUUCCAAACAUCAAAUUCAAUGUCGCCAAACUUCUGCAAUCGCUCAUCCCCAUAGUCGACCAAUCAGUGGUGGACAAAACAAUCCGUCAGUGUUUGGUGGACCUGAGCGAGGACCCUGAUGUUGAUGUUCGUUAUUUUGCAAACCAAGCGCUGCACUCAAUCGAGGGUACCGCAGUGGCGCAAUCCUGA